This is a messenger RNA of Anolis carolinensis (green anole), 1582 nucleotides long. It is a transcript of the gene hmox2, whose product is annotated as heme oxygenase 2. The coding region runs from base 207 to 1154 and encodes 315 amino acids. Gene Ontology annotation, biological process: response to oxidative stress; heme catabolic process; heme oxidation. Gene Ontology annotation, molecular function: heme oxygenase (decyclizing) activity; heme binding. NCBI's taxonomy places the organism in Eukaryota, Metazoa, Chordata, Lepidosauria, Squamata, Anolidae. The transcript has 6 exons. The record is from RefSeq and is a predicted model, not a curated record.
AGGCGGGCCCCCGAAACCGGAAGUGGCGCCUGGAGAGCUUGAGAAAGAAGCAUCCCUUGUUCAGGUCAGCGCUGGGGAGGGAGGCGGGUGGCCCUUGAGCGCGUGCAGAGUGCCCCGGCGCCCCGCUUUGUCCUCGCAACAGCCUUACGAGGAGACAGAGGUCCGAGAGGAAGCUUGACCGUCAGCUCAGACCAUUCUCCUUCAGGAUGUCGUCCGAUGUGGCCGAGCCCCUGGAGGAGAUGGAGAACCUCACCUACGAAGAGGCCCAGGAGGAGGAGGAGGAGGAGGAAGAUAAUGUCAGCCCCACCGACCUGUCUGAGCUGCUCAAGGAAGGGACCAAGGAGGCACAUGACCGGGCCGAAAACACCCAGUUUGUCAAGGAGUUCCUGAAAGGGAGGAUCAAGCGGGAGCUCUUCAAGCUGGGGACGGUGGCGCUGUACUUCACCUACUCGGCGUUGGAGGAGGAGAUGGAGCGCAACAAGGAUCACCCGGCCUUCGCCCCGCUCUACUUCCCUGCAGAGCUGCACCGGGCACCGGCGCUAGAGCAGGACCUGGCCUUCUUCUAUGGCGAGGACUGGCGGGGGUCGGUGCGCUGCUCAGAGGCCACCCGCCGCUACGUGGAGCGUAUCCGCCAUGUGGGGCGGCACCGGCCGGAGCUGCUGGCGGCCCACGCAUACACCCGCUACAUGGGGGACCUCUCAGGGGGCCAGGUGCUGCGCAAGGUGGCUCAGCGGGCCCUCGGGCUUCCAGCCUCUGGGGAAGGGCUCCGCUUCUAUGCCUUCGAUAAUGUCUCCAGUGCCCAGGGCUUCAAGCAGCUCUACCGCGCACGGCUCAACGCCCUGGACCUGGACCCAGAGACCAAGGAGGAGGUGGUCAAGGAAGCUAACCGGGCCUUCGAGUUCAACAUGCAGGUCUUUGAAGAACUGGACAAGAUUGGGGCUCUGUUGACAGAGGAAACCCAAGAUGGUGGCUUCCCGGUGCAUGAUGGGAAAGGGGACGUGCGCAAGUGCCCCUUUUACGCGGCCAAGCCGGGUGAUGCAGGGUCCCCCUGCGGCUGCCCCAUGGCUCUGCUGCAACAGCCCUCAGCCCAGGUGGUAAUGGCGAUUUGCGUGGCCCUCCUGGCCGUGGGGCUGGCCGCCUGGUACCUGAUGUGAGAACUUGGAACCGGAACGGAGAUUUAACUUCAAAAUUUAACUACGGAACCAUUAAACCCGAAUGCACCCGAGAACCUGUCUGCGUAUUAGGCGUUCCAAAACAAAAACCAGGAACAGAGUUUGGGAGCGUGUAUGUAAGCGGGUGAAGGGUGUGCCCGCUUGUCCCAAAGCCCCUCCCCUUUGCCCCUUUUGCUAUGCUUUUUGGGGGGUGGGGGUCUCCUUGGGAGCAAGAGCUUUGCACUCUUCCAAAUGCACACUCAACAAGGGCAUCGGCCUCCAUGCCUGGUAAUCCUAAAACCUCUAAUAAUGAAAACAAAAUGGGAACUGACUUGUACAUAAGGGAGUGGGGAGGGGAGAUGCUAACGGUUUAGUUUUCCAUGUAAUGUCUCUGAUGUAAUAAAGAGAAAUUUAUACUUUGGUGUCUCAAA